Cornus florida is the source of this 1128-nucleotide messenger RNA. RefSeq names its product F-box protein At5g07610-like. Bases 1 to 1128 code for a protein of 375 amino acids. NCBI's taxonomy places the organism in Eukaryota, Viridiplantae, Streptophyta, Magnoliopsida, Cornales, Cornaceae. Gene Ontology annotation, molecular function: protein binding. The transcript is spliced from 4 exons. The record is from RefSeq and is a predicted model, not a curated record.
AUGGCUGCUUCCACUGCUGCUGAAAUAAUCGGUGGCAACAAGAAGCUGACGGUGGAGAUCCUUCAGCGUCUGCCAGCGAAAUCCCUCAUUCGGUUCAAGUCAGUCUCGAAAGCAUGGCUCUCUUUCAUCUCCACUCCUCGCUUCUCUCUCCUCUGGCAAUCCCAUCAUCAUCCCAAAGUCUCCGGCCUUUUCUUCAACCCUAGAUCCCGACCUGAAACCAUCAAAUACGUUCCUCUCACUCACUCCGACGACUUAAGGAAUCAAUGUGAUAUUGCAACCAUUAUUAAUGGUGGAGAAGAAAACAAUUCACCUGCUGCUAGAAUCAUAGACUCUCGUAAUGGUUUUCUACUUGUCUAUUUUUCUAAGCUGCAGAGCUGUAGUUCUGGUUCUGGUUGGAGGGAGUCGUACUCGUACCACGCUUUAAAGCCUGGUAGUGCCUGCCCGAUUCAAAUACAUAUUUAUUCGUCGGAAACCAAUGACUGGCGGAGAUCACCACUAAAUGGUGAUUUUCAUAGUGUGAACUUGAGUGAAGGAGUCUAUUGCAAUGGUUCCAUCCAUUGGCUUUCUUUCCGCGAAGAAAAAACUUCCUUAUACUUGGAUGUUGAUCAAGAAAGAUUUUGCCCAAUGCCAUCUCCACCGUAUAACUACACUACAGGUUUUAAAUGCCGGCAUUUUGGGGAGUCCGGAGGUCAUUUGCAUUAUAUUAGAUAUUAUGAUAAUAUGGGAUUCAAUGUCAACGUCUUGGAGAUGGAAAGUGAUUACUCCAAGUGGACACCCAAGUAUUCGACGACGAUGGUUGUUGAUCUUUCAUUAGAGGUUGUCUGCAUGGAUACAGCGCUUAGUUUUAUCCAUGUUGAAGAUGAAGGGGAUGUGUUUUUGUUACUUCUUGUACGUACCGAGAUGAAUUAUAUGAUCAUCUCCUACAACAUUAAGGAGAACACAUUUAAGAAGCGUGUUAAUGAAGAGGAAGAGGAAGAGGAAGAGUUUGAAGCAGCCGGAAGACCAAUCAUCCAAAAUCACAUCCAUAAAUUUAGAAGGAUUAGCGGAAGCAAAAGGCCAAGUACGAAGUGUUUCAAGCAGCAUUACAGAACCAUGGCUUCAAUCUCAGACAAUGGGAGUUGUAUCUGA